AAUAGAUUUCCAUUUUAUCUUGUUGGUUUUUAACUAAGGUAAUGCCGUAAUGGUAUAGUUGAAAACUUGAAAUGGGUAAUGGGUUCGAUUUCGGAUUUGCAUUUGAUGUUGAUGGGACAGUCAAAAGACUCAAAAUGAUAUAUAAUUGCAAUGCUGUUUGCAAUUAGGAUAGGAUGCUUGUGUUUUGCUGUGAAUCUGAUAGCAUAAUUGAUACCAAUCUGAUAGCAUGUUUGUGUUUUAGGCAUCCAAAUGACCAAAUUAUAAACUCUAGUUGUUCUAUUACUCAAACAGGAAUUUGAUAGCUUCUUUGACUCAUAAUGCAUAUUCAAAACCGGCCAGUUCAAAAGAAGUUGGCCAAAAAUCUAAAUAGUUUUUACUUCAGUUUGGGGAUAGACAAAAAAAUAUAUAUUAUUAUUCUUCACCAUUACAUUUUCUAAAAUGAUACCUUUUUUCUUCCCCCCCCCCCCUCUCAAAUUGAUCUUUUCCUGUACAUUAAUCUCAAGAGGAACAAAACCACCAACCCGAAGUUUAUCUUCCCUUCUUUUAAGUCUUUCUCUGUAAUCUUUUACUUGCAUAAAGCAAUCAUGUAGCUGCAGAUAAUAAAACAACAUGCAUUAACUUUAGGCAAUGUUCCAGAGAGUUUACUAUCUAGCAAUCUGAUCGAAAACACCUUGGACAACUGCAUCUUCUGGUGUGAAGUGUUCUUGUUUGCAUUUACCAAUGCAUCCUCCAGCUUCUGUCCCAGUGAGACUAAAUUAUACCUUUGGUUUUACGUCAUAUUAGGUCUAGGCAUCCAAAUGACCAAAUUAUAAACUGUAGUUGUUUCAAUUUGUUUUGCACAGGUUGUUAAAUUGGUUCUGUUACAUUUGAUUAAAUUGGGGGUUUAGAUUGUCCACCAUAAUCUUUUUUUCUCCCUUCGUUAAGAAGUUCAAGCCCCACCAAGAUGAAGGUAUAAGGAAACAAAUAUAUAUGACAUUCUGAGUUUGGGGGAAUGGUGGGUUCUUGUAUAAGUAAUUUGAGAUAUACAUACAUACAUGGCUCCAAAUGGCCUAACGAGGCGGUUGACGUGCACCAAAUCAUUGUUAAAAAGAGUGGUGCAAAGGGUUUCUUAGUCUACUUCUUUGCUCUCAUUAUUCUAGCAAACGCCUUCCAUCUUUUCUUAGUUAAGGGAGGUUCAGUUAUCAUUCUUUUAUGGAGUUUCCUUUUAGAUGCAUUCCUUGUAAAGUUGCUUUGGAAGAGUGUUACAAAAGAGUCCGUUGUGGUUAUGCCAGCCUUUGGAGUUCAACUUGAAACUCAUUAUAAGAGUGGAAGAGUUUCUCGUCGCUUUGUUCCUAUUGACAAGAUUUUGAAACCUGUGCUACUAGAAUGUGUGACUCCUGUUACUUGUUACUGGAGCCUGUCUUUCAUUGUACAUGGAGAAGCGGAUUUGGUGCUAGUUUUUAAGGAAUUACGUCCCCCUAUGAAAAUGUUGGCCCCCAUCUGGAAGGCCUUGUGUGCUGCUACUGGUAGUAAAGAAAGCUUAGACACAUGUAAGGAAGAUGGAUGAUGAAGAUCAUCAAGUUUGCAUUCGAAGUUUGGUGCGCUCAAGCAACUAGAACAAUCUAUAGAUCAAUUAGCUCCCUAAGAUUCCAACCGGUACAACUUCUAUUUCCAGUCAGCAGAUGAGGAGGAUGAUCGAAGAGAUUGUGAUUUGUACAAGACUAGAGGCGACUCCUUUUUUCAAUCAGUUACAGAAGUCACACUGUACAAUUUGCUGAUCUGAUCUAAUUGUAGGUGAAAUCAAUGUAAAUUCAAGUUUUGGUAAUGCCACACUGGGGCAUAGCAAUCUAAACAGUGCUCGAGUUAAUCUCAUUUUUGAACCGGAAACUGUUCCCCCAUCUCUUCUGUCUUUUGUUUCUUUCGCUGUCGUUAUAACUCGAGUACUUUACUGAUGCUACUUGCUCUAUGGAUGACUCAGUUGCAUUAGA
Rosa rugosa (rugosa rose) is the source of this 1967-nucleotide messenger RNA. RefSeq lists its product as uncharacterized. Lineage: Eukaryota; Viridiplantae; Streptophyta; Magnoliopsida; Rosales; Rosaceae. Bases 992 to 1546 code for a protein of 184 amino acids. Gene Ontology annotation, cellular component: glycosylphosphatidylinositol-N-acetylglucosaminyltransferase (GPI-GnT) complex. The transcript has 6 exons. Gene Ontology annotation, biological process: GPI anchor biosynthetic process. The record is from RefSeq and is a predicted model, not a curated record.